Messenger RNA from Homarus americanus (American lobster), 7031 nucleotides. RefSeq names its product CCR4-NOT transcription complex subunit 7-like (gene Pop2). The coding region runs from base 476 to 1468 and encodes 330 amino acids. The record is from RefSeq and is a predicted model, not a curated record. The transcript has 7 exons. NCBI's taxonomy places the organism in Eukaryota, Metazoa, Arthropoda, Malacostraca, Decapoda, Nephropidae. Gene Ontology annotation, cellular component: P-body; CCR4-NOT core complex; CCR4-NOT complex. Gene Ontology annotation, molecular function: poly(A)-specific ribonuclease activity; nucleic acid binding.
AUUUUCUUAUGUGGUAAAUGACGUCACUGUCAGCUGUGCUUGUGGACACAGGAACCACUCGAAUUUGUUUGAAUGUUUACUACUCUCCAUAUAUAAACUUCCGUUUUACUUUAUAUAGUCCACAAGCAUCUUGAAAUUCACCCCAAAGUAAGUGAUGCGUCAGAAAGCCAACGGGAUCCACCCAUAUGUUAAAACCCAGUGUAGUAUUUUCAUUUUGAUGGACCGUGAAUGGUGAAGAUGCUGAUAAGGCGGCUGUCGAAUGCCCUUUUCUUUUUGUAACCUGUAGUUAACGUAUGGCCCGCCCAGCUUAGUGAUACUAAAGAGUGCUCUUAUACGGUUUACUUCAAAAGAAAGUGGUUGUAGAUAUCUAAGUUGUGAGAAAGCUUGAAAAUUACAGGUGAAAUCAGUAAGGGUGGAGAUUGUGCAGCCUGGCAAUGUUUACAUUUUAGAGUAAGAGUUUUGUAACCGUUUUUGAAUGGUUCAAAGUGUGAUGCCGAGUAUAACUGGGCCGUUCGUGUUGGGCGGUGGAAGUAGUGGGACAGGGGAGAGAGAGAACAGUGACGGUGGUGGUAAUCGUGGGGGAGGGAGGAACAGUGGAGUGACACGGCCGAUGUCCAAUGAGGAUUGUGGGAUACGAGAAGUAUGGGCACACAACAUGGAAGAGGAGUUUCAUCACAUCCGCUGCAUUGUGCACCAGUUCCCCUAUGUUGCCAUGGACACAGAGUUUCCUGGUGUGGUUGCACGACCAAUUGGUGAGUUCCGAAGUAAUGCAGAUUACCAGUACCAGCUGCUAAGAUGCAAUGUGGACCUCCUCAAAAUCAUCCAGCUGGGUCUCACAUUUCUUGAUGAACAUGGCAAGACACCUCAGGGGUUUAGUACUUGGCAGUUUAAUUUCAAGUUUAAUCUCACGGAGGAUAUGUAUGCACAAGACAGUAUAGACCUACUGCAAAAUUCUGGACUACAGUUCAAAAAACACGAAGAAGAUGGAAUAGAACCUGUUAACUUUGCUGAGCUUCUAAUGACAUCUGGCAUUGUAUUAUUUGAUAAUAUCAAGAUGCUCUCCUUCCACAGUGGGUAUGACUUCGGCUACCUGUUAAAAUUGCUAACAGAUCAGAACCUACCGCCAGAGGAAAGUGAUUUUUUUGAUCUUCUAAGACUCUACUUCCCUUCUAUUUAUGAUGUAAAGUACCUGAUGAAAUCCUGCAAGAACCUGAAAGGAGGACUGCAGGAAGUUGCAGAACAACUAGAACUGGAGCGUGUGGGCCCUCAGCAUCAAGCUGGGUCAGAUUCACUUCUUACAGGUGCAGCCUUCUUCAAAAUGAAAGAGAUGUUCUUUGAAGACAAGAUUGACGAUGCAAAAUACUGUGGUCACUUAUAUGGUCUUGGGACUUCAUUUGUGGUGAACGGCAAUUCAACAGCUUCAUACACGGACAAUGGUCACACGUCAGACUCAACAUCCAAUUCAUAGUGCAUUGGAAGAUCCCAGCACACCUGCCAUGUGUACAGACUUUACAUGUCAUGCAGAAAACUUUGCAGACAUGCUUAAAUCCUAAUGACACAACCAGCUGAAUGAGUGAAGGGUAAAAAUAAUAAUUUUGACAGAUUACUAUAUGUUUAUGAAUAAUAUGGCUCCUCAGCUGAGAUUCAUGUUCUGGAGGUGCCAUCUUAUUACACCAUUUUUAUUUUCAUUUCCAUAUAUGUUUUAGAUUUGUUAUAUGCUCACACUCUCACUCUGCUCCUGGUGAGUAAACAGUGAACAAUGGGUUUAGAACCACAAUUCGUGAAAAUGCAUAUAACAAGUUUUCUCCGUAAUAUGUUUAGAAAUUAAAUGUCCAGCCAAAUUUCAGAUAUUGUCAGAAAAAAUAGCUAAUGAUUAAACAGUACAGUUUAUGUUUUUAUGUACCAGGGGGAAGUGGAAAAGUUCAUCAUUUUUAAUCCAGUGCUUGAAUGACUCAAAUUGAAAGUGUGCUUUGGUAAAAUAUAAUGCAAAUCCUUCUUGUAACUUUAUCAUCUUGAUGAAAGAUGUUCUAGUAAUUAGGUAUAGCUAAGAGUAAAACUCGUCAGGAAUUCAUACUGUCAGAGAUGUACAGACCUUCAUGCAAGACCUCCAAUCAGGACAUUAGGAAUUGGUACUGGUAUUACUGAAGACAGAGGUCACUUAAAAUCACAUUGGUACAACUACAUGAAAGUUAUGGGGAGUUCAGUCAGGGAUAAAUCGUCCAAUACAAAUUUGGUGUUCGAGUGUAGGUCUGCAAUGAGGAGGAAUGUCAUUAAUUCAGUUUCUGCUAAAUUUGUUCAUAUAUUUGUGUUGAAGUUGAAUCUUUAUUGCAUUAAUAUUUUUGGAAAUAUGGAAAUAAUGUAUGUUAAUGUUUCUCUGUUGAAUAUUUACUUUAUGGAAAGUAUCUUGUGUUAGGUAAUGCAAAAGUAUUUUGUUAUGGAAAUUUUAAAAUUGUCUUAGUAUGUACUGUAUUUUCCUGGAAAAUUUUUGUCUAGGAUUUUUAUAGUCCAAUUUUGUGUAAUAUCAGCAAUCAAGGAAUAAAAAUAGUGAUGUGGAUUUGCAGGAAUAUUGUAACUUUUAUAUAUCUUAAUGCUUGGGAUGAGUUUGCCAACAUUACUUUAAAAAUUCCAAUUUAUGUUUCUAUAAAGUAUUUUAGGCUGCAAAUUUAUCAUUAAGAUAUACAAGUUUUACCUUUGUUACUAGCAUAUAACACACUUCCAGUUUCAGCACAUGCAUGCAGCAAUACCACUGAAUAAUUUCAAAAUGUAUUUCAAACAUAUUUGGGAAAAAAUUUUAAUAUAAUAUUAGAUUUAUGAGUACUGUACAUUAAGUAUAAGUAAAUUCUCCAAAGUUGCAUUUUUUCUGCUAUUAAUGUAUGUAUCAAUUUGCUUAUUUAGGCUUUUUUGUAUUUAUUUUAUUUUAUUUUGUUUUUCCUUGGGGAAGUUCUAAGUACUUAUCAAUGUAUGUUAAGGGAUUGCUAAUUAUCAGUUUUCUCAUGAAACAUUCUUGAAUAAGUAAGUUUCUGAACUGCAACUUGCAUCUCGUAUCAACGUCCAUCACACCACCACUUAACAACUGCCACUCUUUUCACGUAUUUCUAAACCCCCCCCUCAGCCCUAGUUCAAAAUUCAUGCUUGAGAAAAAUUAGCUCAUGAAAACUGUUACUUAUUGAUUUAUUUUAUUUAUUUAUUUUUUAUUUUGGGUCAUUAAGAGUGAAAUUCCACUUACGUCCAUUUGAACUCAAGUUUGUCUUCAGAGUUAGGGCCCGGUCGUCCAUUGCUGUCAUUUACGUCCAGUUUAGAUGUAAAAUCCAAGCUUGAAGUGACUGGAAGGGCAGGGUUCAGCUUCUUCGUAAAUGUUUGGCAAGUGUUUCAUGCCUUGAUCCUCAAGCAGUAUACAAUAUACCAAGUACUUGUGUGGUGUUAUUCUUCACAUAAUAGAGAGAUUUUAAAAGCUCUCAAUCCGGAUUUGGGCUGCUAGAUGUUUAAGGCCAAUAAUCAUUAUAAUGAAUGAAACCACUCAGGUGUUUAGGAGAAUAGACUAUUGUUUUGGGAUUGAAGCAUUAGUAUUAGGUAGAUUUUAUAAGGAAUUUUAUUGUAUGCUGUUAGUAUCAAGCAUUUUUGUCAUGUGUAAUGUUCAGUCAUUCAAACAUUUUGGUAUACUUAUGAGAACUGAACACAAACAAGAAAACUGGAUUUCUUGAUUAAAUGGAAGUAAACACUGCCCAAUAUUCCUUUCUGUGAUGGAAAUAAGAGAAGGAAUUGAUGCCUGUGGCACAGUUUCUCUUACUUGUUGUUUAAUCACCAAAGUGAUUAUUUCAUGCUUACACCAGAAAGUUAUUUACAAUAGUUGUUAAUUAAUUUAUUUAAAGUUGUUACUGAUAUAUUUCAAAUUUAUCAGUAAACUGGAAAAAUCUGUAUCAGUAGAACUGAUUUCUAAUUGUGUAAUAUCCUUGGCCUUUACAUUGUCAUUUGAAGUUAACCAGUUCGUUGUAAUCUCUUGCAAAAUUUCAUCUUCUGAAAAUUGUGUAUUACUGUCAGUUUGAAUCGAGCACCUAUGUAACUUAACUUUUUAUAUGAUCUUUGGGAAGCUGACAAGUCAAUAUAGUCCCACCAACAUCGAAUGUGCACUAAUUUUAAAGAUGUUUAUGACACUGAAAAACUUGUAGUUGAUUAUGAUUGUCUUGUUAUAUCUCAAAAACAUUGGUGAAAAUGGGCAAUUUUUCAGAAAAAAUCUCCAUGCAUCUUUCAUUUUCAUAAAAUUUUAAUAUGGUAGGGUUUAGAUGCCCUUUUGAGUACAACCGAAGUAAAAAUAUUUAAAGUAAUUGGAACCUUUAUUGUCUGCAGCAUUAUUAAAGGGUAAUGCACAUCCCAGGUUAUGCAACUCCUCCAGAAUUGUCAUUAUUAGGAACAUCAGACAUGGGUGUGUUAAUGUGUACAAUUGCUGGUGAUAAAAUCAACAGUUCAUAAAAUUAAUGUAGGUCACGCAUCUUCAUAAAGAUCUGAUGUCCGGAAUAAUCAUAAAUCUGGUUGAUUGUGUACUGGAUACUUAAUAUAUUGCUGCAUUCAUCAUUGUAAAAUAAUGUAUGUAUUCUUUUGUAACUGAGGUGUGGCUAUUGGGGCAAGGAGCUCCUGAUAGGUAUAAUAUUUUGAAUGAAAAACGAUUUCUACUUACCUAAGAACCCUUACCUGUAGGGAAUUUAUUGGGAGUGUAUCAGUGAGCCCAUCACUCUCCAGUGGGAAUUAAGGGAACAAAUGUUUUUGCUGGUGUGAGUUGUGGAUUGAAGUACAUGUGGACUUGGCAGGAUGAAAAUCACUGGUUUGUCUAAACUAAACAGUAAUGGUGUUUGGCCAGUGAUGAAAUCUGAAAGUUAUAAACGUUUAUAUGGUUGUGUUGGGAUAAUUCCAGUCUUCAACAUAAAUGUGAGCCAUGAAUCACUAUUUUUGGAAAUUAAAAGAUUUAUUGAGAAAAGUGGAAAGGACAAUCUGUGCUUCAAGAAGGUGUUAGACUCGGCAAAUUAAUCAAGAAUGUACAAUUUCGUCUACAGAUUGUGGAAGUGGAUACAGAUUGGAGUCUUUUUAGUAAUUCCAUACAAAGGUGAAUAAGAAGAUUUAUGUGAAGUAGCAGAAUAUAGGCAGAUAAUGGAGAGACGAUUGUAUGGACAAGGAUAAUAAGGAGCGACAUCAGCAAGUUUGCAAGCUGCGCUAUUUUGACUGUGGAGUCACGUGCUUCUGAAUCCUAUUAAUUUUUGACUUCAACAUGUGCUUCAAAGUCAUAGACAGUAGGAUGACAUGUGAUGCCUUGGUAUGGCCUAGUUAAUGAGUUGUUUCUUAGGAAAAUGCUUAGUUUUGUUUUUAACAAAAAACAAAAAAGAACAACACAAAUUUUGAAACCUUUAGAGUUUUGGGGUUUAUAUACAGUAUGCCAUUCAGUUUUGAUACUUACCAUCAAUAAAGAUAUAUUUGGGGAAAAUGUAUAUCAAAUGAAAUCUUAGUUUUGUAUAAUGUCAACAUGAAAACAAUACCUAUGAUAAUGGUAUAAUUCUUCAGUAUUUUUUUCUUUUAGAAUACUUAACAAAAGUGAAAUUAUCUUUAGCACUUUAUUUCACAAUCGUGAAAUGUUUUAUGUAUGUGGAAUGAUUUCAUAUACUGUAUUGUCAGUGAAUGCUGAAUAAAACUUGUGGAUAAAAUUAUUCCAAAUUGUGAGGUUGAAAUAGUGUUUUUCAGUGAUUAAUUACUGUUUUUCUUGAACUCUCUACAUUUAAUAGUAAGCAAAAGAUCUACUAAAUUGGCAUAAUAGACAAUAAAAUGAUUAUGUAAAUUUAAAAAGGCUAUUUCUUGUUGAAUAUUGCUCAUGAAAUAUGAAUGGUGAGGCCACUAAUUGUGAUGUCUCAAUAGUCUUUUGAUUAGACAAUAUACACCUCUAGAAAUCGGAUUUUGUGUCGAUUUCAAACUAUUUUGUUGAGAUAUUUUAGGCUGUAGCAAUUAUUUACUUUGUACUCAGAAUCACUGGUGGCAUUUAUUUUAAUCAAUAGUUGGGAUAACCACAAGAUAGAUUGCAAGAGAACAUGUUUUGCAGUCAACAAAAGUAGAUGACCUACCAAAGAAAACCUGUGAUAAAAUUUUUUGAACAACUGUUUUUACCAACAUGAUAUUUUCUGAUUGUAUUAUACUGCCAUGUUUAUUACACGAUUUUGCUAUUAUGUGGACUAUCUGUAAAAAAUUGGAUUUCCAACCAUAUGGAUUGUUUGCAAAAGUUUUGCCAGCCAGUUUUAUAUUUUUUAAAUGGAUAUCAGAUACCUGAAUCCUGUUUGUAUUGAUAUGUUCAUUUAAUGAUGUAGAAGGUGGGAUAUUAUCUCUACAGCUGGAAAAAUUCUAUGAAAUAUUAGUAUGGAUUUGCCAGUUCCAUUUAGUAUUUAAUUUAGAUAUCAUUUGUGCUAGCAGUAUAUUUUCAAGGACACACUCAUCCUGCUAAGUUGUAUUAGUAAAGCAUACUGUACAAAUUUUUGUUGUGAGUGAAUAUUCCUUAGCUGUACAGUAUUUUUCUUACCAUAAACAAUAUUGUUUGAAGCCAAAUAUCACUUUUAAAAAUAUUUUAUUCCAGUUUUAAUCUUCCCAAAGAACAGUAAUAUAUCUUUGCAGCUUUGUAAGCAUUCCAUGAGGUUGAACCAGAAUUGUCUAGUCAGAUGAGUUUUUAACACAAGCAAAAGAAUAGGUUGUAAUAUUUAUAUUUUGUUAUCUGAGGAAAGUAUGUCUAUUAUGGUUUUUAGUAUAUCUUUUGUUAUAUUUUACAUUAUUACCAAUAUUUUGUUUUAUUCAGUAAAUAUCAGUUUUUAUCUACAAGUGUAAUGAUAGAAAGAAACAUUUCGCCAUCUGUUCAUUCCUAGGAAUCAUAACCUCCACUAAAUUUACCUCUUCUUCUUAAUUGUUCAUUUGGUAUGUACAUAAUUUUAAUCAUAUUUUAGCAGCUUGCAAACCUGUUGUUAAUGUAUUGAAGGAAAUGAAAGAAUAGAUCUUGUUUUGUAACAAAGAUG